AUGUUUAAUUUAAGAGUUGUAAAAGGUUUUAGUCAUACAAUAGGAUUGAGUUCUGAGCAUUAUAUUUAGAGGUAAAUUCUUGAUAUAUAAUAACAAUAAGAUAUCAAUAAAUUUUUUAAGACCUAUACAAAUUAUAAUAUCCACUAAUUCCUGGCUUUGCUACAAUAGAUGGAACAAAAUAGUAUGCAUCAAACAACAGUGAGAUUCCAGUAUCUCAUUUCAGAAUAAAUUAUAGAAAUAAUCUACAAUUGUCUAGUCUUGGGAUUGGAUCUUAUUAAGGAGCACCAGAUUAAAAUAAUGAUAUAAUGCUAUAUGGAUCUAUUAUUGAUAGUGUUUUAUCAGGAGGAGUAAAUGUGAUAGAUACAGCAAUCAAUUAUAGAUAUAUGAAAUCAGAAAGAGUAAUAGGAUCUGCGAUUAGAGCUUUAAAUAUCCCUCGAGAUUAAUUAUUUAUUUCUAGUAAGGGAGGGUAUAUUCCUGCUGAUGGAGAUAGAGGAAUCUAAGAAACUUAAUUAAUUAGAGAACUUAUUAAUAAAAAUCUCAUUACAUAAGAUGAUGUAGUUGGAGCCUGUCAUUGUAUGCAUCCUAAAUUUUUAGAAUUGUAAUUAGAAGUAUAGAUUUUCUUUUAUUUAGUAAUCUUUAAAUCAUUUGGGACUUGAAACAUUAGACUUAUUAUAUUUGCAUAAUGCUGCUGAAAGUCAAUUACCUUUCUUAGGAUAUGAUAAAUUUUAUGAUAGGAUUGCUAAGGCUUUUGAAUAAUAUGAAAAAUUUGUUCAAAAAGGUUAAAUUAAAAGAUAUGGAAUGGCUACAUGGGUAUGUUUUAGAGCCAGACCAGAUGAAGAUAGAAUUCAUGUUCCUUUAGAAAAAAUUGUUCAAAUUGCAGAAAAAGUAGGAGGAAAAGAUCAUCAUUUUGAAUAUGUCUAAAUGCCAAUUAAUGCUAUGAUGCCCGAAGCUUUUUCUUAAGAAUGGUAACCAUUCAAAGGGGAAAAUACUUAAAUUUUAACUGUUGCUAGAUAAUUAAAAGUUAAUCUUGUCAUUUCAUCUCCUUUAAUGGGUGGUACUCUUAUGUAAGUACCUUUACCAUCAGAUAUUUUUAAAUGUUAAUUCUUAGGAGCUAAACAUUUAUAAUUUUUAAGAUCAAUUCCUGCUGAAUCUAUUAAAAGUAAUUAAUUAUUGUAAUUUUAUAGCAAUUUUAAUCGGAUAAAAAGCUAAUCGCCAUACAAAAUAAAAUUUAGAAGUAAUCAGAGUACCACCUUUAACAGCUGAUGAAUUUUGGUCAUUCUUCUAACCAUUAAAAAGAAAACAAGUUGUUGAUGAUGAACUUGAUAUGUAAUGA
This is a messenger RNA of Paramecium sonneborni, 1333 nucleotides long. Lineage: Eukaryota; Ciliophora; Oligohymenophorea; Peniculida; Parameciidae. The record is from the annotation of a GenBank genome assembly.